Molecule: messenger RNA, 6402 nt
Organism: Microplitis mediator
Lineage: Eukaryota; Metazoa; Arthropoda; Insecta; Hymenoptera; Braconidae
Product: putative gustatory receptor 28a
Exons: 15
Coding region: 4772-5968 (398 amino acids)
Biological process (GO): sensory perception of taste
Cellular component (GO): neuronal cell body; axon; membrane
Source: RefSeq, a predicted model, not a curated record
AUCACGCCCUAAGAUCUGCAAUUAGAACAGAUAGACAGUUAUCAAUAGAAAAUUGCAUUGUAAGUGGAUAGGAGACCUCGCGUUUUAGCUAAAAGAGAAUACGAACAUAAAUCACGCAAUGAAAAAUAGAAAACAUGUUUUUCAAAUCGACGACAGUAUAGCAGUCUCCAUUACUUUUUAAUCGCGUGUGCUAUUAACAUUUCACAAAUUUUGUCAGAUUUUUUGAAGUUAUAUAUAUUUGCGACAAAAAUGUAUUACAAUAAAUACGACUCAGCAGUUCAUCGAAAUUUCGUAUUUAUUCAAUCAAUUUUCUUUAAAGUAAUCGGACUGUCACCGUGGACAUUAGGUAUUUUUGAAAUAUUUCGUAAACAGAGCAAAGCCAAUAAUUACCAAAAUUACAAGUGUAAAUUCUCUUACCUCGGGUCUAUAUACAAUAUAUUUUUAAUCAUUCUCAUGGUGUCAUUGAUAUUGAACGUCAUAUUUAAUGAGUCAUUUCAUCAACUAGAAAAUGAUUCAUUCUUAACCGAUUCAAUUGAAGCAAAGAUUCAUUACGUCUCAACAUUUGCAACAUGUGGAGUAUUUUCCACUUAUAUUAUCCAGCAAAAGUUCAUGAUUAAUGCAAUUAAUCGGCUAAAAAGCGUUGACGAAAAGUUAAUAAAGUGUGCAGCUUACAAAACAAAAAGUGAUAAAAUUAUUAUCGUAAUAUUUAUCAUUCAUUUUCUUUUGUUCACCUGCGAAGAGAUCGUUGAAAUAUAUUAUUAUCCAUUACAAUCAGCAUUAAUGCGAGAUUUACCGGCUGUUAUUAAUUGUUGGAUUCUUAUGCAGUACACGAUAAUAAUGGAUGUUAUCAAUAAACGAUUCGAGAUGAUUAAUUCGGCUUUUUCAAAAUUUAAAAGAAAUAAAGGUAACGCCUCUACAUCACAGUCAUCAUCCCUUUCAAAUCUGUCAAUAUUGCACGAACUAUUUUAUUAUGAUAUUGACAAUCUCAAAUAUGCUCACGCAGAAUUGUGCGAAAUUUGUCAAGAUAUUGGAGAAUUCUUUGGGUUACCUAUGUUGGUCACUAUUCUACAUACCAUUGAAACAAUGAUAGCCACAUUGUUUUUCUUUAUUGUUCUGUCUGUCAACGUACAAGAAUCUGAUCCGGGUACGUAUCUGAGUGAUGUGAUAUGGCUGAUGUGGAUUAUUCACGGAUUUAUCGUGUUAACUUCUUAUGCAACUAGAAUAGAGAAAGAAAGUAAAAAAAUAGCUGGGGUUGUUGAUGCCAUUAUGGACCAGUGCACAAUGGACAAGAAAAUGCAAAGAAAAUUGUUCAUAUUUUCACAUGCUCUUUCACAUCGAUCCGUCGAAUUGAACGUGUGUGACAUUAUGCCUUUAAACCGUACACUUUUGCAGACUGUUGCUGGUACAAUUGUAACCUAUCUCAUUAUUCUAAUACAAUUUCGCAAUUGCUCAUCUUCGAAUCAAAUUAACUAGAAUUAUUUAACUUCAGUUUAUUCUAUUUAUAAAUUAGUUUGCGAUCAAGAUGUUUUAAGCUAAUGAACAAAUAUAAUUAUUAAUAUUCACGCGAUCAUAUUGCGCACAAUGUUAUUAAAUCGAUUACAUUAAAAUAGCUCCUGACCAGUAGUUUUUCAACUCUUGCAAAUACGGUGCAGAGGUUUUUAAUUUUGCUCUUUUACAAUAUUGUAUCAGUGAAAUAUAUAAAUCCAUUAACUAAAAAAAAUAUGUAUUACAAUAAAUAUCAGCCAGUGCAUCAACAAAAUCUAACUCUUAUCCAAUACAUUUUUUUUAAAAUAAUUGGACUAUCGCCCUGGACAAUAAAUAAUUUUGGAAUAUCUCGUAAAUGCCGGAAAGUUAGUAAUGUCCAAAAUGAUAUUUGCUAUUUGUCAUACUCCGGAAUAUUUUACAAUAUUAUGCUAUUCAUUGGCAUGGUGUCAUUGGUCUUAAAUUUCACAUUUUACCAAACUAUGCAUCACGAAACUCGUACCGAUAAUUUGGUAACCGCGAAAACACUAACAGGCUUCCAAUUUCUUGCAUCUUCGGAAAUAAUGAUUCUUUUUGCAAUUUAUACAUUCCGACAAAAAGUUAUAAUUGCUGUUUUAAAUAAAUUAAAAAGCAUGGACGAUAAAUUACAAAAGUGUGGAGUUUUUGGAAUUGAUAAUGACUAUACUAUUCAUCUGAUAUUCACUAUAAAUUUUUUACUUAGCUGUUGCUUUUUGAUAACUGACAGUUAUCAUUAUCCAUUACUUAUGAUAUUAAUGCGACGCUCACCGGCCAUUCUAUAUAGUUGGUUGAUAAUUCAAUUCACAAUGCUACUUGAUAUAAUUGAUAAAAGAUUCAAAAUUCUAAACUCAAUGAUCGAGAAGCUGAGCGAUAUUGAAAAUCAAUCGGAAACAUUACCUUCCAUAUUAAAAAUGCCACUAUUGAACGAAUUAGUUAUUCAUAAAAUAACUGACAUUAAAUCAGCUUACGUUGAAUUAAGCGAAAUUGGUCAGAAAAUAACUGAUUUUUACGGGUUGUUUUGUUUAAUGGCUAUAAAGUUUAUUGGAACUGCAAGUAUAUUUGUUACAUAUUUUUUGAUGAUGUUUUUUCUCGGAGCAAUAGUACUGAGCACUAUGGUAUGGCUUACUAACGGAAUUUGGUUACUAUGGAUGACUUUUCAAAUCAUUGUCUUCACAACUUACGUCACUAGAACAAUGAAGCAGAGUAACAAUACGGGAAAAAUUAUCAACAAAUUCAUGGAUCAGAGUACGAUGGAUGAAAAAGUUGAAAAAGAAAUGGUUAAAUUUCUACGCAACCUCCCGUAUCUGAAAAUUGAAUUCACCGCCUGCGAUGUUAUUUCAAUAGAUCGUACGCUUAUAGGCACAUUUGUUGGUACAAUUGCAACCUACCUCAUUAUUCUGAUACAAUUCCGCCUGAGCCCACCUUCUGGUUAAUUCAUUAAUUCUACUUGUAUACAUCAUUAUCGCAAAUUACUGAUCAUCAAAAUGAUUACGCAAAUGGAAAAAUGUAAUUAUAAAAAUUCUCGCAACUAAGUGCGUACUAGUUGUUCCAAUAGAUUACAUAGAAGAAGGUUUCACUAGUCUUCUAUCGCUCGCCAACAAUAUACAACCGUUUUGAAAGUCACUUUAUAAUAAUUCUAAAUCAUAAAAUAAAAUAAAUAUGUAUUACAAUAAAUAUGUGUCAGUGUACCACCAUAGCUUAUUUUUUAUUCAAUAUAUUUUCUUUAAAAUAAUUGGACUGUCGCCUUGGACCAUAAGCAAUUUCGAAAUAUAUAAAAAAAAAAAUCAAAAAGUUAAUAAUGAUCAAAAUAACGUUUGCAAGUUUUCAUAUUUUGGAACAUUUUACAACAUUUUAGUAAUAAUUGGGAUGAUUUCUUCAGUUUUGUAUACUUUAUAUCAUAAGCGCUUAGCGGUAAAAAGAACAGAUUCUUUACUGACUAAACGCACUAUAUCAAGUAUUGAAACUGUCGAAGUGCUGGUGGUACUUGUUCAUUUGUCAGUGUACAUUUUCCGUCAAAAAUUGAUGAUUGGUAUUUUUAAUCGGUUGAAAAUUGUGGACAGGAAACUACAAAAAUGUGCAGUCUAUAGCUUCACAAAUGACAUAGCUCUUCAUAUAAUAUUUAUCGUAAAUUUACUUAUUUGCUGUUCCUUAAUGGUGUAUUAUUUCCAACGCUUCUCAUUAGUAGAUACGAUAAUUAAGUGCACACCUACUGUCAUUAGUACAUGGUUGAUAAUACAGUACACAAUGCUCUUAAAUAUGAUUAAUAAAAGGUUCAAAAGUAUUAAUUACACAAUCGAGAAGAUCAUUGAAGUUUAUAAAAUUGAGAAUCGACCGGAAACAGUGUGUAUUUCAAGAACGACACUUCUUCGCGAGUCUUUAAUUCAUGAUAUAAAUAAUGUUAAACACGCGUACAUCAAAUUGUGUGAAAUUUGUGAAGCCCUCGGCGAUUUUUUUGGCUUUUCUGUUUUGACAGUUCUUAUGUUUUUCGGCGCUGGAACUGUAUUUGUUGCUUACUUUGGAAUACUUCCAUAUUUCGAAGAACAGAAUCCUGGCAUUGGUCUGAUCGAGUCAAUACCAAUAUUUUGGAUGAAUUUUUCAAUUUUCAUGUUAUCAACUUACGUUAAUAAAAUAAUUAAACAGAGCAGCGAAACAGCGAAUGUUAUCAAUCUACUUAUGGAUGGAUGCACAAUAGAUGAAAAAGUUGGAAAAGAAUUGGUCAAAUUUGUACGCGAUCUCUUGUAUCUGAAAGUUGGAUUCACUGCAUGUGAUAUUAUUUCAUUAGACCGAACACUUAUAGGAACUAUUGUUGGUACAGUUGCAACUUAUCUCAUUAUUCUAAUACAAUUUCGUCCGAGUGAUGCUUGAAAUUAACUAAUUUGUUAUUUAUUAAACUAUUUCUAAUUGUAUGCAUGUUUGAAAAUUGAAUUCACCACUUGUGAUAUUAUUUCAACAGACCGUAUACUUAUAGGCACAUUUGUUGGUACAAUUGCAACCUACCUCAUUAUUCUAAUACAAUUUCGCCUAAGCUCACCUUCUGGUUAAUCUAUUCAUUCUGCUUGUAUACAUCAUUAUCGCAAGUUACUGAUCAUCAGAACGAUUACGCAAAUGGAAAAACAUAAUUAUAAAAAUUCACGCAACUAAGUACCUACUAGUUGUUCCAAUAGAUUACAUAAAAAUAGUUUUCAUUAGUCUUUUAUCGCUCGCCAACAAUAUACGACCGUUUUGAAAGUCACCUUAUAAUAAUUUCUCUAAAUCAUAAAGUUAAAUAAAUAUGUAUUACAAUAAAUAUGUGUCAGUGUACCACCAUAGCUUAUUUUUUAUUCAAUAUAUUUUCUUUAAAAUAAUUGGACUGUCGCCUUGGACAAUAAGCAAUUUCGAAAUUUACCAAAAAAACCGAAAAAUUAAUAAUGAUCAAAAUAUCUGCAAGUUUUCAUAUUUUGGAACAUUUUACAACGUUUUAUUGAUAAUUAUGAUGACUAUUAUAACAAUAUAUGCUUCAUAUAAUGAGCGCUUAAUGGUAAAAAGAAUAGAUUCUUUACUGACAAAACGCACCAUAUCAAGUAUUGAAACUGUCGCAGUAUUGGUGGCACUUAUUUAUUUAUCAGUGUAUAUUUUCCGUCAAAAAUUGAUGAUUGGUGUUUUUAAUCGGUUGAAAAUUGUGGACAGUAAACUACAAAAAUGUGCAGCCUAUAGCUUCACGAAUGACAUAACUCUUCAUAUAAUAUUUAUCGUCAAUUUACUUAUUUGCUGUUCCUUAAUGGUGUAUUAUUUCCACCGCUUCUCAUUAGUAGAUACGAUAAUUAAGUGCACACCUAGUGUAAUCAGUACAUGGUUGGUAAUACAGUACGUGAUGCUACUAAAUAUGAUUAAUAAAAGGUUCAAAAGUAUUAAUUAUACAAUUGGCAAGAUCAUUGAAGUUUAUAAAAAUGAAAAUCAACCGGAAACAGUGUGUAUUUCAAGAACGACACUUUUUCGUGGGUCUUUAAUUCAUGAUAUAAAUAAUAUUAAAUACGCGUACAUCAAAUUGUGUGAAAUUUGUGAAGCCCUCGGUGAUUUUUUUGGCUUUUCUGUUUUGACAGUUCUGAUUUUUGUCGGCGCUGGAAGUGUAUUUGUUGCUUACUUUGGAAUACUUCCAUAUUUCGAAAAACAGAAUCCUGGCAUUGGUCUAAUCGAGACAAUACCAACAUUUUGGAUGAAUUUUUCAAUUUUCAUGUUAUCAACUUACGUUAAUAAAAUAAUCAAACAGAGCACUGAAACGCCGACUAUCAUCAAUUUGCUUAUGGAUGGAUGCACAAUAGAUGAAAACGUUGAAAAAGAAUUGGUCAAAUUUGUACGCGAUCUCUUGUAUCUGAAAGUUGGAUUCACUGCAUGUGAUAUUAUUUCAUUAGACCGAACACUUAUAGGAACUAUUGUUGGUACAGUUGCAACUUAUCUCAUUAUUCUGAUACAAUUUCGUCCGAGUGAUUGAAAUUAACUAAUUUGUUAUUUAUUUAACUAUUUCCAAUUAUAUGUAUUUUGAAAAUUGAAUUCACCACUUGUGAUAUUAUUUCAACAGACCGUAUACUUAUAGACACGUUUGUUGGUGCAAUUGCAACAUACCGCAUUAUUCUGAUACAAUUUUGCCUAAGCCCACUUUCUGGUUAAUUAAACGACUCUACUUGUUUAAAUCAUUAUCACAAACUACUGAUCAUCAAAAUGAUUGUGCAAAUGGAAAAAUGUAAUUAUAAAAAUUCACGCGACUAAGUACGUACUAGUUGUUCCAAUAGAUUACAUCAAAGCAGUUUUCAUUAGUCUUUUUUCGCUCGCCAACAAUAUUCGACCGUUUUGAAACUCACUUUAUAAUAAUUUCUCUAAAUCAUAAAAUAAAAUAAAUAUGUAUUACAAUAAAUAUGUAUCUGUGUA